Messenger RNA from Triticum aestivum (bread wheat), 1701 nucleotides. RefSeq names its product IAA-amino acid hydrolase ILR1-like 5. Bases 264 to 1529 code for a protein of 421 amino acids. Gene Ontology annotation, molecular function: hydrolase activity. The record is from RefSeq and is a predicted model, not a curated record. Lineage: Eukaryota; Viridiplantae; Streptophyta; Magnoliopsida; Poales; Poaceae. Gene Ontology annotation, biological process: auxin metabolic process. The transcript has 5 exons.
AAGUCCGUAUUAUAAAGUCAGUACUGGCGUUAUUUGCGAGUGCUUUUCACUUUCAGAUAUGAAGUGUAGUUGUUCAUUCAGCUCACUCACAGCUGUACAUGGUUUUGAACGUUUCUCCUGCAAAAAUAUAAAAAAAGGUCUCUUUGUCCGUUCUACAGGCUGUUCCUUCUCUUGCUCUUGGGGGAUUCAUUCCUGUUAAUUUUAGAGUCUGUUGUAGCAUUCGCGCCCCGUCAACGAAAGCAUCCCCCACCUUUCACUUGACCAUGGCCGCUCCGCUCCUCUGCCUCCUCCUGCUCCUCUCCACCGCGUCGGCGGAGUACGCACAGGAGCUGCUUCGGCGCGCCGAGGGGGAGCGAGACUGGAUUGUCGGCGUGCGCCACGCCCACCCGGAGCUCGCGUUCCAGGAGCACCGCACCAGCGCACUCGUCCGCGAGGAGCUCGAGGGGCUAGGGAUCACCGCCUGCGCCGUUGCCGGCACAGGCGUCGUCGCCGACGUCGGCUCGGGCCUGCCCCCGAUCGUCGCCCUCCGCGCCGACAUGGAUGCCCUGCCCAUCCAGGAAUUGGUAGAGUGGGAGCAUAAGAGCAGAGUUGAUGGCGUAAUGCACGCGUGUGGGCAUGAUGCGCACACAGCGAUGCUCCUGGGAGCGGCAAAGCUGCUGCAUCAGCGCAAGGAUCAGCUUAAGGGAACGGUGAGACUCCUUUUUCAACCCGCUGAGGAGGGCGGUGCUGGUGCAUCUCAUAUGGUAAAAGAAGGUGUUCUGAAUGGUGUUGAAGCUAUUUUUGCCAUGCACGUCGAUUGUCAGAAGCCGACGGGUUCAAUAGCUGCUCACGCAGGACCGACACAUGCAGCCGUAUGUUUCUAUGUAGUGAAAAUAGAAGGUAAACCUGGGAAGGCUGAAACACCACACUUGAAUGUGGACCCUAUUGUUGCUGCGGCAUUUACCAUCCUCUCCCUGCAACAGCUCACCUCAAGAGAAGAUGAUCCUCUUCACAGCCAAGUGCUCUCUGUUACCUAUAUUAAAGCUGGGAAUUAUACUGAUACCACACCUCCAGUUGUUGAAUUCGGAGGUACUUUGAGGAGCCUCACUACUGAAGGACUUUAUCGACUAGAGAAAAGGCUUAAGGAGGUAGUAGAAGCGCAGGCAGCUGUUCAUCGAUGCAAGGGAGUUGCGGAGAUAUUGGGGGCUCCCUCCUACCCAAUGUAUCCCGCAGUCGUGAAUGAUGAGAGGCUGCAUCGCCAUGUGGAGAAUGUGGGCAGAAGUUUGCUUGGUCCAGACAAUGUGAAGCCCGGGGAGAAGAUCAUGGCAGGGGAAGACUUUGCUUUCUACCAACAGUUAGUUCCUGGCGUCAUCUUUGGUAUUGGUAUUAGAAACGAGAAAGUUGGUUCGGUGCAUUGUUAUCACAACCCGCAUUUCUUCGUUGACGAGGAUGUCCUUCCAAUUGGAGCUGCAUUGCAUACUGCUAUUACAGAAAUGUAUCUCUCUGGAUGUUCCACUCAAAAUGAAGUUGGAAGGGUGUAUUCACAGUAAGAGUAACUCUAGCAGAUUCCAUAAGAAGAGAGUCUGCAAAACAAUCUUAAAAGGGGCCUUUUUUUUAAGGCUCCAGAGCAACUGUGCAGUGUCAGAUUCCAUAAACUGUAGCCUUCAUAAAUUUUCAUUCAAUUUCUCCUAUGUGUGUGUGUGCGCACAUAUUUGAACUUUA